This is a messenger RNA of Phlebotomus papatasi, 3706 nucleotides long. RefSeq names its product TP53-binding protein 1-like. NCBI's taxonomy places the organism in Eukaryota, Metazoa, Arthropoda, Insecta, Diptera, Psychodidae. Gene Ontology annotation, biological process: DNA damage checkpoint signaling; positive regulation of transcription by RNA polymerase II. Gene Ontology annotation, cellular component: nucleus. The record is from RefSeq and is a predicted model, not a curated record. Bases 206 to 3577 code for a protein of 1123 amino acids. The transcript is spliced from 6 exons. Gene Ontology annotation, molecular function: histone binding.
AUUCGAAAACCGAAGCCGGUCGGCCAUAUGCAAAAAAUUGAGGAACAUCAUCACGAAAAAUUGGCGUCAAGUGAAGAGGAAUCGCUCUUUUUCUGUGAAAUUGCUGUGGUACGCUGUUAAAAAUAGUGCUGAAGUAUUCAGUGUAAGACUCUCUGUUGGAUUUUGAUGUGUAUUUGACGUGGAGUUGGAUACAGAAGUGUUAAAUAUGGAUCUUGCUGAGCCUGUGGAAAAAGCGGCGGCGCUUCAUGUGGAUGCCGGGGAAACGGCAAAGGUUGUGACGGAGACAGAAAUCCACACAAACAUUGACUCCCUGAAGCGUCGUCAUUCAGAGGAAGUUGCGCGGGAGCAUGAGAAUGAGGCAAAGAAGCCCAAGACAAGCAACAAUGGCGAAAAUGCCGAAGAGGAUGACGAUGAUGAUUUGAUUGCCAAACUUGAUGCCAUUGAAGCGCCAGUUUUGAGCAAUGAAAUCACCAAACCGGCAGAUCUCCUGAAAAAACUCGAAGAAGAUGGGAAAUCUGAUGAUUUACUGGAGAGAAUGGAGUGCAUUGUUGAGGGUAAAACUCCGUCAAACAGCACACGACAGUCAGAAACUGACAAUGGCGUUUUGGCAAAGCCUGAGGAACCCACACAGGUUGAUGCAAAACCCAAAGAAGAGACCCCUAAACCAGCUGAAGAGAAAGAAGUUCCCAAACCAGCUGAAGUCCCCAAACCAGCAGAAACACCCAAGCCAGCUGAAGCUCCCAAGCCAGCAGAAACUCCCAAGCCAGCUGAAGCAAAGGAAGAGCCCAAAAAAGUGGAAACCACCACGGAAAACAAGGAAGAAGAACCCAAGAAGCCAGAAGUGGAAGCACAGAAAAAAGUUGAAGAAGUGAAAAAGGAUGUGGCCCCCAAAGUUGAAGUGGCGAAGGAGGCAGAACCCAGCAAGCCUGAGGAGCCCAAGGAGGUGGUUGAGGCUAAGAGUGAAGACACUACAAAGCCAAAAGUGAAAGUACCCGAAGUGGAGAAAAUGGAAGUCGAUGGAGAUGCCACUGUAGAAGAGAAGAGCCCCAAGAAAACAGCUCCAGUGGCAGAAAAUGAUGAGAAUGUCAUCUCAUCCACAACAGAAUGCAUUACCUUCGAGAAAAAGGAAACCCCUCCUACUCCUCUGCCUCCCAAGGUGGCGGUUGUGUCCAAGAAUCUACCGAAAGAGACGCUGAGUGACAUUCCAGCCUCAAAACCUGCCCCAGCUGCUAAGGAACUGCCACCUACGGCCGAAGCCAAGGAAAAGCCCGAGGAGGUGAAGAAGGAGCAGAAGGAUGUGCCAGCGAAGGUGGAAAAGGAGCCAGCAAAGGUUGCAGAGAAGGUUGAGCCACCCAAGGAGAAAGCUGAAGAAAAGAAAGAUGCUGAAGCAUUGCCAGCUGAAAAAAUGGCUGAAGUUGCUGCUAAAGUUCAGACACAACACAAUGGACUGAUAACAUCAUCAGAUCCCGCCAGUACGACAUCAGACGAAGAGAAAGAGACAAAGAUGGAAGUUGAUAAUGUAGCUGAGGCAAAGGUAUCAACCCCAAUCAAAGAUGCUCCAUCGAUAUCCAAUGGGAAAGAAGUGGCUGAUGCUGUUGUGAAGGAGAAUGUGUAUGAAGUGAAGUUCUGCUUUGAAGAAAAUGACAUAAAGUAUCUGUACAUAGAUAAAAAGACCAAGGAUGGUGUAAAUGGGAGUGAAGAUAAAAAUACAACAGCAGCAGCAACAACAACAGCAGCAGCGGCGUCUCAAUCAACAAGUGACGAAAGUUCCAGCACGGAUAAAUUUGCUGUUCCAACUCAGCCCAAUAGUACAGUUACAAUAAAAGGAAUCUCAUCUCUGUGCUCCUUCAUUGUUGAACGGAUGAGAAAGUUGAAUCCUGAGGCGGUGGUGGUGGAGAAGGAGGUGGGGAAAAAGGGUGUGGGUACCAAGACACCAACAUCUACGAGCAAAAGUCAGAAAGCGUCGCCAGCUGUGACAAAGGUUACAAGUUCGGGUCGUCGAUCGACUGGAAAGGCAUCUGCGACCUCAACACCCGUCAAGGCAUCACCCAGCACCACAAAGGCUGAUAGUGGGGGUAAAGAUAGCAAAGUGGGCUACAGUGUAAUGGCUAAAUGGGUGGAUAAGAUGUACUAUGCUGGUAAGGUGUCAGCUGAAAAAACUGGUGGGAAGUUUGUGAUUCACUUUGAGGAUGGUGCCCUCAAGACACUACAGCGAGAUAAUAUUGUGUUUGGUCAUGAGAAUCUGCUGCCAUUCCUCAAUCAGUCAGUUCAUGCACUCGUAGAGGGGGAUACCUAUGAACCUGGUCUGGUGACUGAGGUGGCAAUGGAUCCUGAUGGUCAGAUACUGUAUACGGUGGUUGCUGAAUCAAAAACAGUGGUGCGCAGUGCGUCGGAUAUUUAUUUGGAGGAUGAUCAGGCCAAGAGUAUUCAGGAGGCGAUUAAGGAGAAUCCACAGACGGGACUUGUGGAUUUGGCUACAGUCAAAAGGGUUAGUCGUCGAUCAUCUAGUGCUUCGGAAUCUGAUUCAUCGAAUCGCAAGAAUUCACGUAAAUCCGAAUCCAAGGAUAAAGAAUCCGAAGCUGGAUUUUCCGGGGGAGAUGCCAAGAAGGGUCGUCGUGGAAAGAGAGCGGAACCUCCACCACCCGUGGUGACUCUCAAUGAGAGUCAAAGCAGUGAUAUUUCUGACAUUCCUGAUACCGAAAUUGUGCCUCAGAGUCCUGAUUCAACUGCCCUGGAGGCCAUCGAUGGUGUCCAGCCUGAAUUACAGAAGACCGCCAAGGAGAUUGACCGAAUUAGACGAUGGUAUUUCGAUGAAUGCUUGAAGAAUGGAAGAUCCCUUGAUGAUCUCCUUGGUCCUGUACCAAAUUCCAAUAGCCUUUUCAGGAACAAAAGUUUCAUCCUUACAGUAACGUUUGAGGGGAAAUCUACAAAAAUUCCAGAUUAUGGAACACAUCAAGUGCCAUUCUUUAAGGAUCACCUCCAGAAGCAAAUUGUGGAUGGUGGUGGAAAAGUUUAUGAGCACUGGGAGGAUUUGCCGAAAUCAAAGUACAGCAAUUGCAAGCUUAUAGCACCAUUUCCGUGUACAACUGCCAAAUAUAUCCAGUGCUUGGCUACGGGAAUCUAUGCUGUGUCUCAUGAAUGGAUCAUUGAGAGUUGUAAGAUGGGAAAGACCGUGGACUUUAAGAAGUAUCUUCUACCAUCGGGUUAUUCGAUCAUCGAAAAGAGGUACAUAGCACCUGUUGUAAAGCGAGUUUCAACCAAUUCUAGAGCAUUUUCGGGCUUAAAUAUCCUCCUGACGAGUGAAAAUAAGGACUUUACGGAUUUCUGGAGUAGAGUUUGCAAGUUGGCUGGAGCAUCCUCGGUGCAGAGUGUAAAGUCAGUGGAUGAUAUUUCGACUAUUGAAAAGGGAUUCCUUCUUGUUGGUGGCGAAGUGUCUGCGGUGCUAAUUGAAAAAGCCAAGGAUUUCGACAUAUCUGUCGUGUCGACGGUUUGGGUGGUGCAGAGUCUUAUUGCGGGAAUUUGCUGCAAUGCUGAUUCCCAUGAGAGCCUCACAAAAUUCUUCACGGAUGAUUGUUGAUCCAUGUUCCGCAACUUAUUUUCACCAAGUUGUAUGUCAAUUUGUACAAAUGUUGCACUAUCUCGGAUUAUAGGAAUAUUUCAUGUCCGAAAACACGAUUAAAGUACAUAAUUUUUGUUUCUAGAAUAA